UGUUAAAACAGUAGGUAAACAAACUGGGGGAGGAGAAAAGAGCGUAAGCACCAGGGACUUCGCAGGCAGGGUUCUCGGGGACUCUUUUGUACCUGUUUUUAUUCAUUUUGUACACUUUGUAUUCGACUGUUUUCUUAAAGCACUUUUACUACUUUGAUAUUCAGGCAUCGGAUGUUUUAUCUGUGCUUCGUUUCCUGUAACUAGCUUGGCAACAGAGUAGGAAAUACCUCGAGUCGACGGUUUGGCAAAUAGAAGCAAAAAAACACAAAACAAGUGAAUCGUCGGAGGAUAUUCAAUGCUGCGUUUUGCUACGCGACAGCUGUCAUCGUGAUCACAUAUCAAAACAAAAAGCAACACAAUCUAGAUUUAUUCAGACGAUGACUGCUGUGCUGAAUAUCCAGAGGUUACUGGAAGCAGCCGAGUAUAUAGAAAGAAGAGAAAGAGAGAGUGAACACGGAUAUGCCUCGACCUUUCCGUCUAUUCAGCACUCCAGCUACCAGAGACAAAGGAAACUCCGAAAUAAAAAGUGCAGCAACAACCACAACAGGUCUACACACAAUGAGCUGGAGAAAAACCGGCGAGCCCACCUUCGCUUGUGUCUGGAGCGAUUGAAGGCUCUCAUCCCGCUGGGACCAGACUGCAGCCGUCACACCACUCUGGGACUGCUCAACAAGGCCAAAGCACACAUAAAGAAACUGGAGGAAGCAGAGCGUAAGUCCCAGCAUCAGUUGGAGAGUUUGGAGCGAGAGCAGCGUCACCUCCGGAGGCGACUGGACCUGCUGCGGGGCGGCGGGGGCGUGCUGGAGGGCGAGAGGAUACGCACUGACAGUGUAGGCUCCACCCUCUGCUCCGAGAGAUCCGACCGCUCCGACUCAGACCAAGAAGAGAUGGAGGUGGACGUGGAGAGCACAGAGUUCUCUCACGGAGAGCUGGACAGCGUCAGCACAGCCAGCACCAGCGAUCUGGACGACCACAGCAGUCUACAGAGCACUGCCAGCGAUGAGGGCUACUCCUCCUGCAGCAUCAAACUGGCCUUUAGCUCAUAAAACGAGCUCCCCCUUUUACACACACACACACACACACACACACAUACACACUAUCCCAGCCCUCGAGAUGAGUCCUGCCUCCAAGCCACCUUUCCCUCCUCGACCAAUCAGAGACUCUUAUUUAAGUCAGGUGACCAGAACACCGCCCGCCCUAUCGAAUGCCUGAUGUGUUGUUUUAAGUUGGUGAAUGUAUCUGAGAGAAUAUGGAUAAGACGGAAACAAUCUGUGAUUGUGAUUUUAAUUGGGUUAAUAGAUGGUUUUAUUCCUGAAUAAGAGACUUUUCUGAUAAUUUUCAUUAUCUAAAUCCCCUUUUUUCCGAAGGAAAGCUAAGAUGUAUAAAAAUAGAUGUUACGUUUUAAUUCAAACCCCGAUUGUUAAUUCUCUACAUGAAUGGGUCGUGAACUGGUCACUAGUGAAACAUUCAGCAAAACCCAGCCAAAUUGGAUCACCUGACAUGCGCAACGCCAUAUCAACACAACCUGUUGAUUUCCUCCUUAUCUGGUCUACUGGUUCUAACGUCGCUGCUGAACGACGACAAGGACUGUCAUUGGUGCUACGUGACGAAACCAAUAAAGCAGAAAGAUCUACUGCGUUCAUCAAAGACGACGGAAAAACAACAAUCCCAUGGCUGUGGGAAUUUUUGGUGCAUUAAAUCGUGGAGCUACCUUCCACGCAGCAGCUAAAACCCAGCGAUCUUGCACUCGACCGCGUAGAGCCCUCCGUAGAACUGGCGCCACGUCAGAGAAAUAUCCACCCCCCGUGUUUAACUAGAUGUCUCUCCUGGCAGAAAUAAGCAAUAAACUCUUGUAGUCAGAUCAACACAUUAGCACUCCUACUCCUGAGACACAACGCUUGUGUCCGUCCAAAAGAGCAACGCCAACAUGCUCGUUUUUGUACAUAAAUACAAUAGUUUAAUAAAUUAAAGUUGAAAAAAAGGUAGUUGCCCAUGGGUAGAAAUUGCCUCUGUUGCUGUAUGUCUUGUGUUUUGUGCAUUUUAAAUUAUAUUUUUGCAAAGAUUGACUAUCUUCCUCUUGAGAGUCUUUUGCGGUGGCAUGGACAGUAUUAUUUGUUCAUUAUGCUGGAUGAAACGUAAGUAGUUUCAAUUCUGUGGCUGCCUGAGGAAUUUUACGACUUUCUUUAAAACUAAACCAACACACUGAAGUACUUAAAAUCGGACACACAAGAACUAGUGACCGCAGGCAGUGGUCGGUGGGACGCCAAAGCGUGGACCUCUGUUCAAGGCAUGCUUACUCUGAGUGGCGCUCUUUAUUUAUUCGAUUUUUUUGUUCUGAAUUUUAUUUGUUUUAAGGCUGAAAGGCAUUCCACUACUAGUGUCGUGUGCUGUGGACGUGGAGUGAGCGGCGCAAGCGCGCCAAAAAUCGGCGCGAAGCGCUACGAACUCUUGCUUCCCGCUGUACUGUAUGUUUAACUCAUUAAUUUCUUUAUUUUGUGUGAGAAGAAGCAAAUUUGAUUAAUUUUCCUCACGUUGUAUUUAUUUUCUCCCCUUGAUCCGAAAUCGGAUGAAAGGGUUAACUUAUUUCAUUCGUCAGAUCUUUGAUGGCAUUCCCCUCUUCUAAACUCACUCGGUCUGUGAUUUAUUAUUAUUUUAUUUUAUAUUUCCUCCCCAAAUGCAGAGCUGCUUUUUAGUGCGGUUUAAAGCCAAUUUGUAAACGUUCUGCCUGCAAUAGAGCAGUACGGACAUCUGCUAGGUGUCCCGAUCCAGCAUCAACCAAAUGCUUUUGGCUGCUGAACGGCCCAUAUGUGUGGAGUAGUUGUACUCACCCCUGUUAAGAGAGUUUUAGUAUUGACUGUUUUAGUCGGGUGUAAAUUCAUUGUGUUUAGAACAAACUGUUUUGGUCGCGCGGACGAAUGCGUUGGAACCGAACUCAGCGGUGCUUUAUAAACACCUGGCCAAACCACAGACAAGAACCUCUAUUGUCGUCCUCCUCGGCGGACGUGUUGCUUUUGUCUUUUGUCUCUCCUUUUCAUUCAUAUUGUUUUAUUGGUUUAUGAAUCUGCACUAUUUAAAGCCAGGGCCCAUACGAAGAUGCCAGUGCUUUUGUUUUGUUUUAUUUAAUUUAAUUUUUUUGACGAGAAUGGACCGUGUCCUGUUGAGGCCACCGAUCCUCAAGGACACUUCCAAGAGAAGUGGUGCUGGUCUGGGAUCAGCUCUUUUACGUCUCUGAUCUCAGUCGCUCCGGAGGAAAAUAAAAAUGCUAAACGGAUCCUGAAACAGCAUCUGUGUUUUGUCAAAGAGACUCGGGGAAAAGGGUCUGUUGAAGGCGAAGCUUUUCCACCCGGAAGGAACAGAGGUCCUGAUGAACUUGUGGCCAUUCUUUGUAAACAUGCACUCUGAUUCUAGCUGUGAGUUAAAAUGCAAUACUUACAAUAAACACCAAGAUUGUCAAAAAAAGA
Molecule: messenger RNA, 3461 nt
Organism: Labeo rohita (rohu)
Lineage: Eukaryota; Metazoa; Chordata; Actinopteri; Cypriniformes; Cyprinidae
Gene: mxi1
Product: max interactor 1, dimerization protein
Exons: 6
Coding region: 378-1046 (222 amino acids)
Biological process (GO): regulation of transcription by RNA polymerase II
Molecular function (GO): DNA-binding transcription factor activity, RNA polymerase II-specific; protein dimerization activity; RNA polymerase II cis-regulatory region sequence-specific DNA binding
Source: RefSeq, a predicted model, not a curated record